UCUACAGAAUCUGUACCGCGCGUUGCGUCGCGUCGCGUCGCUCUGACUGCAGCUCGGCUCCGCCCGCGGCGCGGGGAGUGUCUCUGUGGGCGGGUUCGCGCGCGCUGCUGAUGUGAGAACGCAGGUGACGCGGCGCUCAGCAGCUCCCAUCCGAAGACGCGCAGGAUCGAGACGCGUUGCGCUCUGACGGAUACUGGACAUUAUUCCGUACUGAGAUUCCAGAGAAAAGCGCAGGAAUUUGGCAAGAAGGAGAGACGGAGACGCAGGGAGAGCAUUGCGAAGGUCCGGAGAAUGCCAGAGUCCGGAGGCCAGUAGAACGUUCCUGCUGUGAUUCCUCAUGUAGGAUAAGGCAAUUCGGAUGAACAUGGACAAGUGAACCGCAGGUAAAGACUCAAACAUGACCGUCACCUGUGGUCCACAGGACGCAAGAUAGCUGCAUCACGCUUCUCCGUCCCCUUUAGAAACAUCGGCCCGAAGGAAAGCUCAUUGCCGAGAAUCGCAGUGCUUUGAAAUCACAAUUGGAAGCCUUUCAGAGAAAACUUAAAUUGGCAACCAAGCUGGGGAUAAAAAGCAGAAAUUCCCAUCUAUCCCUCGUCACCCCCCUGCCUGUGCCUGACGCACCGACCAAUGGAGAGACUACGGAUAGAGUCUGGAUAAAGUGGAGACAGGCCAAGAAAGAGAAAGAAAGCGAGUGAACGGUCGGCCCGUCUGGCAGCAGGUGCCUGUGCUGAUCCGGCAGCGCUGGGAAUUCAGCUCGUCCGCGAUCGUUUCCAUCUCUCAGGCGAAGCCAACGAGACACUCUGCACUCCGAGACCGCUAUCUCAGCCUCUGCCGAGAGCAGGUUUUUGAGCUCGUGUCGUGAGGGCGGGUGAAAUGAAGUCACGGUGUCGGUCCGCUCUCUGGCCCCUGUGGCCGAUGCUGUUAGCCGGAUUCUUUCUGUCGGCGGGGGCCCUGGAGUUCGGCGGCGCCCUGGGCCAGUGGGCGCGUUACGCCCGCUGGGAGGCCGGCUCGAUCGGCGAGCUCAGCUUUAGCCUGAAGACCAACGUGAGCAAGGCGCUGGUUCUUUACCUCGACGAUGGCGGGAACUGUGACUUCUUGGAGCUGCUCGUCGGCGGCGGACACCUGCAGCUGCGAUUCGCCAUCCACUGCGCCGAACCGGCCUCCCUGCAGAUGGAGACCCGCGUCAACGACGACCGCUGGCACAUGGUUCUGCUCACCCGAAACUAUCGCGAGACCAUGCUGAUGGUGGACGGGGAGACCAAAGUGGCGGAAGUCCGUUCCAAGCGCAAAGAAAUGGCCGUCGUCAGCGACCUUUUCGUGGGGGGCAUCCCGCCGGACGUACGUCUGUCCGCCCUCACGUCCAGCACGGUGAAAUACGAGCCUCCGUUCAUGGGUUUGAUCUCCAAUCUGAAGGUGGGCGAGAUGCCUCCCACUCUUCUCAACAGCAACGGCAUUCAUAACGAUCUGGAGUAUCUGUGCGUCAAGCAGAACCCCUGCCUCAACGGAGGAUACUGCACCGUCCAGUUCGGCGAGGUCCACUGCGACUGCUCUCACACGCGCUUCCGAGGGAAGUACUGCAAAGAAGAAGAGUACGCCGUGGAAGGUCUGGCGCACCUGACGUUAAACAGCCAAGGUGACUCGUCUCAAGUGGGGAAAGAAGAAUCGGUCGCUACCUUCAAGGGGAACGAGUUCUUCUGUUACGAUCUGUCCAUGACUCCCAUCCAAAGCAGCACGGACGAGAUCACGCUGUCCUUCCGAACGCUCCAGCGCAACGGUCUGAUGCUCCACACCGGGAAAUCCGCAGACUACGUCAACCUGUCGCUGAAGAGCGGCGCCGUGUGGCUCGUCAUCAACCUGGGCUCCGGCGCGUUCGAGGCGCUCGUGGAACCGGUGAACGGGAAGUUUAACGACAACGCUUGGCACGAUGUUAAAGUCACGCGAAACCUGCGACAGCACUCAGGCAUUGGACACGCUAUGGUCACUAUCUCGGUGGACGGUAUUCUGACCACCACCGGUUACACGCAGGAGGAUUACACCAUGCUGGGAUCCGAUGACUUCUUCUACAUCGGAGGAAGCCCGAACACGGCCGACCUGCCCGGAUCUCCUGUCAGCAACAACUUCAUGGGCUGCCUGAAAGAUGUGGUCUACAAGAACAACGACUUCAAGCUGGAGCUGUCGCGUCUGGCCAUCGAGAGAGACCCUAAGAUCAGUCUGCACGGGGACCUGGUGUUCCGCUGCGAGGACGUGGCGGCCCUCGACCCCGUGACCUUCGAGACGCCCGAGUCCUACAUCGCCCUGCCGCGCUGGGACACCAAGAAGACCAGCUCCAUCUCCUUCGACUUCCGCACCACCGAGCCCAGCGGCCUGCUGCUGUUCAGCCACGGCAAACCGCAGAGCAGCAAAGAGCAGCGGCCGGGCCGCGAGAUGAAGACCGACUACUUCGCCAUGGAGCUGCUGGACGGCUUUCUCUACCUGCUGAUGGACAUGGGCUCCGGGAGCAUCAAACUCAAGACCAGCAACAAGAAGGUGAACGACGGCGAGUGGUGCCACGUGGACUUCCAGAGAGAAGGGCGGAGAGGCUCCAUCUCCGUCAACAGCCGCUCCAUUCCCUUCAGCUCCAACGAGGGCAGCGAGAUCCUGGACCUGGACAGCGACAUGUACCUGGGCGGUUUACCCGAGAGCCGGCAGGGCCUGAUCCUGCCGCCCGAGGUCUGGACCGCGCUGCUCAACUACGGCUACGUGGGCUGCGUCCGCGACCUCUUCAUCGACGGCAAGAGUCGAGACGUGCGCCGUCUGGCCGAGAUCCAGAGCGCGCCGGGCGUCAGCAGCUUCUGCACGCGGGAGCUCCAGAAGAGGUGCAGCAGCGCCCCCUGCGCCAACGGAGGACAGUGCAAGGAGGGCUGGAACCGCUACAUAUGCGACUGCACCGGCACCGGGUACCUGGGCAGCAACUGCGAGAUCGAAGCGACGGUGUUGAGUUACGACGGCAGCAUGUAUCUGAAGAUCAUCAUGCCCAGCACCAUGCACACGGAGGCCGAGGACGUGGCGCUGCGUUUCAUGUCCCAGCGGGCGUACGGGCUGCUCAUGGCCACCACCUCCAAAGAGUCGGCCGACACGCUGCGGCUGGAGCUGGAUGGAGGACGGGUCAAACUCACGGUCAACCUCGACUGUAUCAGGAUAGACUGUAACCUCAGUAAAGGUCCAGAGAUCCUGACGGCCGGUCAGAAACUCAACGAUAACGAGUGGCACUCGGUUAAAGUGGUCCGGCGCGGGAGGAACCUGCAGCUGUCUGUGGACAACGUUACAGUGGAAGGUCAGAUGACGGGAGAUCACACGCGCCUGGAGUUCCACAACAUCGAGACGGGCAUCAUGACGGAGCGCAGGUUCAUCUCCGUGGUGCCGUCCAACUUCAUCGGGCACCUGCAGGGCCUGACGCUGAACGGCGUGCCGUAUCUGGACCAGUGUAAGAACGGCGACAUCUCGUACUGCGAGCUGAACGCCCGCUUCGGCAUGCGCCACAUCAUCGCCGACCCCGUGACCUUCCGCAAUAAAGGCAGCUACCUGGCGCUGGCGACGCUGCAGGCGUACGCGUCCAUGCACCUGUUCUUCCAGUUCAAGACCACGUCCACCGACGGCCUGCUGCUCUUCAACAGCGGCGACGGCAGCGACUUCAUCGUGGUGGAGCUGGUCAAAGGAUACGUCCACUAUGUGUUUGAUCUGGGGAACGGCCCGUCUCUCAUGAAGGGAAACUCGGAGAAGCCGCUCAACGACAAUCAGUGGCACAACGUGGUGGUGUCACGCGACACUAAUAACGUGCACACGCUCAAGAUCGACUCUCGCACCGUGACGCAGCACUCUAAUGGCGCCAGGAACCUGGACCUCAAAGGAGAGCUGUAUAUCGGUGGAGUAGCCAAGAGCAUGUACAACAGCCUGCCGAAACUGAUCGCGUCCCGGGACGGCUACCAGGGCUGCCUGGCCUCCGUGGACCUGAACGGCCGGCUACCAGACCUGCUCGCAGACGCCCUCCACAGGGUCGGCCAGGUGGAUCGAGGAUGCGACGGACCCAGCACCACCUGUACGGAGGACUCGUGUCAUCAUCAGGGGGUGUGUCUGCAGCAGUGGGAGGGCUUCUCUUGCGACUGCACCAUGACGUCCUACGGGGGCUCGUACUGCAGCGAUCCUGGGACUACCUACAUCUUCGGCCGUGGAGGAGCCCUCAUCACGUACACGUGGCCCCCGAACGACCGGCCGAGCACGCGGGCGGACCGGCUGGCCGUGGGCUUCAGCACUCAGCUGAAGGAGGCCGUUCUCGUGCGUGUGGAGAGCGCCAAGGGUCUCGGAGACUACCUGGAGCUUCACAUAGAGCGCGGGAGGGUCGGCGUGAUCUUUAACGUGGGGACGGACGACAUCAUCAUCGAGGAGAGCGGCGUGAUGGUCAGUGACGGGAAGUAUCAUGUGGUCAGAUUCACGCGGAGCGGCGGGAACGCCACACUACAGGUGGACAAUCUGCCCGUGCUCGAGCGCUUCCCGUCAGGGAGCUUUGAUAGUGAACGGCUGGCUAUUGCUAGGCAAAGAAUCCCGUACCGACUCGGUCGGGUAGUUGACGAAUGGCUACUCGACAAAGGUCGGCAGCUGACGAUCUUUAACAGCCAGGCGUUCAUUAAGGUGGGCGGUGGCGAGAAGGGUCGUAACUUCCAGGGUCAGAUCUCGGGUCUGUACUAUAACGGCCUGCAGGUGCUGAAGCUGGCGGCGGAGGGCGACCCCAACGUUCAGGUGCAGGGGAACCUGCGCCUGGUGGGCGACGUGCCGUCCGUCAUGAGCACCGACACCACGUCCACCACGCCGCUCGCAGACAUGUCCACCACCAUCAUGGAGACCACCACCACCAUGGCCACCACCACCACCCGCAAACAACGCUCGCCCACCAUGAGAGACAGCGUCACGCAGAAUACUGACGAUCUGUUAGUAGCGUCAGCAGAAUGUCCGAGUGAUGAUGAAGAUCUCGAGGAGUGUGAGCCUGGAAACGGAGGUGAACUAGUGUUGCCAAUUAUAACUGUGGAUUCCCUUGACCCCCCGUCCAUUGUGACGCGUUACCCCGUUAUCCCCCCGCCCCCGACCUAUCGCCCCUUCCUCACCUUGCUCGAGACCACCAAAGAGUCUCUCCCCUUGCCCGGCCGGCCCCCCUGUCCGCUGGACCAGGAGGACUGCGAAGAGCCCGCGGAGGUGUCGGCCUACGGCUCGGGCGAGAUGACGGAGUCCGACGACGAGGACUACUAUAAAAACUCGGCCCUCGUCACCGACCGGACCGUACUGCCCCCUCCCCCCGCGGCCGGGAACCCCCGGGGCGACCGGCCCUUCGCCCGCUUGCCCGACUCCCACCGGCCGCCGCCGCCGUUCACCCCCACGGCGCCGCCGGCGGCCCGGCUCAAACCCGGCAUCAACGGCGGCCCCCACAUCCCCGCGGGCAAAAUGAACACCCGCGACCAGGUGCUGCUGCCGCCCGCGCAGCCGUCGGGCGAGCCCGAGCACGGCGGGCGGCAUCGACACGUGCCGGGUAUAACGUAUCCCCCCAAUUUCCCCCAUGUGCCCACUACAGACCCCUCGUCGCCGGACCGAGGGCCUCCGGGAGCGGUGGAGGUGAUCCGCGAGUCCAGCAGCACGACGGGCAUGGUGGUGGGCAUCGUGGCCGCGGCCGCCCUCUGCAUCCUCAUCCUGCUCUACGCCAUGUACAAGUACCGCAACCGCGACGAGGGCUCCUACCAGGUAGACCAGAGUCGCAACUACAUCAGCAAUUCGGCCACGCAGAGCAACGGCGCCCUGGUGAAGGAGAAGCAGCCCGGCGCGGCCAAGACCGGCACGAAGAGCAAGAAGAACAAAGACAAGGAGUACUACGUCUGAGCGCGGCCUCCGGAGGGACCCGGGCGGAAGCGAGGGGGAGAAGGAGAGAGAGAGAUAGGACGAGGAAUGGAAAGGGAGGUCCGGGUAUUUGUCGCCAGUUUACCGGUCACAUUUAGAGCUCCGACAUCGGUCUUCUUUCGUUUCCCGUCUCGUCUAGCCGUCGGCCUCAUUUCCAGCGAGAGCUAAAGAGUUGGAAAGCGUCCAGGCUUUGGAAUCUCAUCCCCUCCCUCGUGUCCAUUUUUGAUAGCUAAUCCCCGAAACUCUGCGAGACUUUUGUAUUGAAGAAAAGUGAUUUUUUUUUUUUUCCCCGUCACGUGUCACUCGACGCUCUAGUUCUAGUUUUAUUGUAAAUACGACGCGCGUCCUCGAUAUUCAGAUCGUCUCCCGACCCGCGUGCGGGCGAUCCGAUCGGUCGAGAAUCGUUUGGGAACGCGAGCGUGGCGCAGGAGACGUCUGAGGAGCAGACGGUGCCGAUAACGUUUAGCAGUCGCACGCUCCUCCGUAAUACUGCCAAACCAGCUCUGUGUCAAAUCCGUCUCCCUCUCUUUCCAAGCGCUUCACGUUUCCAUCCUCCGCUCCCUUCAUCCCUCUCUUUCUCUCUUUCCCCGCACCCUUUCUUGGCUUGUUCUCUCUUUUUCUCCUUGUCCUUGGUGCUCAGGAGCAGAUGCAACGUAAUUCUGUUGUGUUUCCAGCAUGUGGUAUUCAAAAUGAAAAGAGACAAAAACUGUUUCUGUGGAGUCAAACAAAUUUAUAUAUAAAUAUAUAUAUAUAUCUCAAUAAUAUAUAUCGAACCGUUACAACUAGCGAAACUGUGGACGAUCCCUUCGGCCGGAGGCCCGCGCUCACCCCGCGUUCCAGCAAAUAUUCGUCGUGUGUUUUCGGGGUUCCGCAGGGCUCCGUCCUGGGCCCGCCGAGGAUCUCGGUUUCUGCUCCACAUUCAAGAACCUGAAACCCCCAACAGCAAAUCGAAAUAUUCACACACAGAUCUUUGAAAAGACAAAGGGACACAAGUGACCGAAAGUCUGACACGAUCGAUCGAGACCCACGUCACAUCAACAAACCGUAUCAGUGGAAAACAGCAGAGCAGGAUGCUAGGAUGUUUUUCGUUUUCUAUGUGCGUGUGCGUGCUUUCUUUUUUAUUUCGUCACGUCCGAGGGAAAAGACAAUAACGUUCCAGUUAACGUACGUCCCGCGUAGGGAACGUGGACUCUCCUGCGUCUCUCGGGAGGAAAGUAGGUAUGAACUUUGCGCGUUCGACCGAACGAACUCUCUUGAAAGAAAGACGAAACGGCCCGUUCCUUGGAAGGUGUACAUCUUGAACUCUAGUAUUCUAAUUUUCUCAACUCUAUUAAAAGAACUAAACUCUACAUUGAAAAGAAAAUGUUUAAAACAGUUUGUGAAAUGUCUAAAUAUUUGAACCUCAUCCCAGUGCUAAAAGAGAUGUGUUUUUCCUAAUUAUCAUCCCUAAGAACAAAAAAAAAAAUGAGAUGCAAAGAUGGGUGAAUUCCGGAAAGAAGACGCUCCUUUGAAUAUUAAACGGCAAAAUGUGAUUUGGUUUACAAGAGAACAUUACCUUUACCAGGCGGGACAGAAUCUCCUUGUAUCCAGGAGACUUUGAUCGCCGACUCCAUCCUCCGUUGGCACCAUGUCGCUCGCUUUACCCAGCGCGUGGAGGGCUGCUCAUACUCCAUACUCACUCGACGAGGACCAGACGUCAUCAUCAUCAUCAUCACGACCGUUUGAUUUCACUCUUCCAUCGUCGUGUGUCUGCGUGAGCGGCGUUUGUCUGUGUGAAUGUUUCCAUUCUUUCCGUUCCUGUUCAGGUUUGUCGGUUGCGUUUCUCCUCAGCUCCCUUGUUCUUUCUAAAUGUUAUUGUAGAGUGUUCCAGUGAGAUGAAUCUGCAUACGUGUAUAUUAACAGAAGGGAAUACAAUUGGUUAUAUACUUCUUA
This is a messenger RNA of Labeo rohita (rohu), 7848 nucleotides long. RefSeq names its product neurexin 2b (gene nrxn2b). The coding region runs from base 874 to 5898 and encodes 1674 amino acids. The record is from RefSeq and is a predicted model, not a curated record. NCBI's taxonomy places the organism in Eukaryota, Metazoa, Chordata, Actinopteri, Cypriniformes, Cyprinidae. The transcript has 23 exons.